AUGCACGACUACAUCAACGCUGAGGACAUUGAGUUAUGGGACAUCAUCCUUGAUGGACCAUAUAUUCCUACAAAGGAAAUGAAGGAUGGGGAGCUUACCACCACCGUUGUCAAAACCAAAAAGGACUACAACGAGGCAGAUAUGAAAAAGAUAGAAAAAAACUACAAAGCAAAGAAGAUUCUAGUGUGUGAAAUUGGAGCAUAUGAGUACAACAGGAUUUCUGCUUGUGAGACUGCCAAGGAGAUAUGGGAUUGUCUUCAAACAGCCCAUGAAGGAACUCAUCGAGUAAAGGUGUCUAAGGUUGAUAUGCUUACCACUCAGUAUGAAAAAUUCAUUAUGAAGGAAGGGGAAACCAUCUUUGAGAUGAACUCAAGAUUCACCUCUAUCACCAACGAGCUGAGAGGUUUGGGUGAGCCUAUUCCUGUCCGUAAGCAAAUUCACAAGAUCCUCAAGGUGCUUCCGAAAUCUUGGGAAAGCAAGGUAGAUUCCAUAACAGAAGCCAAAGAUCUAAUGACGCUUCCCAUGGAUGAACUGAUUGGGAAUCUUCAGACCUACGAGAUGAACAAGAAACAAGGGACGACUGUGAAGGAAGGAAAGAAGGAGAAGUACAUUGCUUUGAAAGUAUCUCAAAAUGAGGUGACUGAAGAGGAGGAUGAGAUGGCAUAUGUCAGUAGAAGAUUUCAGAAGAUCUUAAAGAAGCAUGGAGGCUUCCAAAAGAAAACCCCUUCCAGCAGAACUAUUACUGCAAAUGAUAUUUGCCAUAAGUAUGGCAAGCCUGGUCACUUCAUGAGGAACUGCCCCAGUCAGAAGCAGGAAACUUAUGACACCAGACCUCGUAAGAGGGACCUGGCCCCCGACCACGCUCGAAGGAAGGCACAUGCUGAUCAGUUGGUGAGAAAAGACUUUGCUGUUUGGGGAAAUGACUCAAGUGAAUCAGAAGAAGAUGCAGAAACUCAUGAGGAUGUUUCAAUGAUGGCUAUUAAAGAUGAUGAAAAUGUCUUCAACUCUAUCUUCUCGUUAAUGGCAAAGUCUAAUGAUGAAGAGGAUCUAAAUAAGGUAACUCUUUUUGAUCUUAAAGAUGAUCUAGAUACUCUUCCCAUUAAAAUUUUAAGGAAACUUGUUGCAUUGCUUAUUGACUUUGUUAAUGAACGAACCACUGAAAACUUAAUGUUGAAUGAAAAAUUAAGUUUGUGUGAGGAUGAGAACUCUGCUCUCAUGUCUCAAGUCUCUAAAAUGAGUGUAAAGAUAGGUACUCUAGAAACUAGUAUCAUAACACCUGAGGAGGACCCUGUUACUUCUCUUGAAACUAAUUCUCAAUUGAGAAAGGAUCUGAGUAAGGUCAAGGAGGAGUUAAGCCACUCUCUAAAAUGGACUGACUCAUCUAAGAUACUCUCUAAUCUGUCUAAUCAGAGUUUCAAUGGAAAGAAAGGGUUGGGACGCAGACCUAUAGAACCCCCUUAUAAUUCUCAUAGCAAAUAUGUGUCUAUAUCUGACAACCUUUUGUGCACUUACUGUGGUCGAAAUGGUCAUUUGAAAGAGAAAUAUGAGAGUCUGAGAAAAGCUAAAAAAAGGCAUGUGAAAUUUGUUAGAUCUGAAAGUGAUGUUAAAAAGGGACACAAAGGACCUGGUCCCCUUUAUCGUUUCAGUAAGAACACCUUGCCUCUCUGGACAAAAAGGUUUCUUAUCAAGCCUCUUGAUAGUUACUGGGAACUCCGUUUGAAGUGGGUUCCUAAAUCUAACAAGUGA
Solanum stenotomum is the source of this 1746-nucleotide messenger RNA. RefSeq lists its product as uncharacterized. Lineage: Eukaryota; Viridiplantae; Streptophyta; Magnoliopsida; Solanales; Solanaceae. Gene Ontology annotation, molecular function: zinc ion binding; nucleic acid binding. Bases 1 to 1746 code for a protein of 581 amino acids. The record is from RefSeq and is a predicted model, not a curated record. The transcript has 2 exons.